AGAAAGUUCUGAGAAAAAGAAACUGUUGGGCACGGGUGGCCCUCACCACUUCCAGUGCCACCAUCAUCUCUUCUUCCCACCACCAGCCUCACUGUCCAAGCCUUCUUCCCAGGAUUUCUGUUGCACAAAGCCAGGAGAUGCACAAGGAGGAGUAUGAAGUAUCUGUGAUGGGAGGUGGCCAUACCUCUGCCCCCCAGACGACCACCGUGAUCAACAUGCCCAGAGACAUCUCUGUGCCCGACCAUGUGGUCUGGUCCCUGUUCAACACGCUCUUCAUGAACUUCUGCUGCCUGGGCUUCAUAGCCUUCGCCUACUCCGUGAAGUCUAGGGACAGGAAGAUGGUGGGUGACAUAACUGGGGCCCAGGCCUUCGCCUCCACUGCCAAGUGCCUGAACAUCUGGGCCCUGAUCUUCAACAUCAUCCUGACCAUCGGCGCCAUCGUGAUUCUCAUCAUCUUCUCGGCAGCGAUUGUCCAGGCUAUUUCACAGAUGAAAAACCAUCCUGGGGGCUUCUAGUCUUGCCAUGUCCUGACCCCCUAGCUGGCCCUGCACCCUGGGCUGAGGCCCUGCCCCUGCACCCUGGGCUGAGGCUCUGCCCCUGCACCCCUCGCUUUCUGAAAUAUUUACACGCACCUAUCUGUCCACAGUGGAAUUCAAUAAAGUGCACUGUACACGGG
Molecule: messenger RNA, 676 nt
Organism: Marmota monax (woodchuck)
Lineage: Eukaryota; Metazoa; Chordata; Mammalia; Rodentia; Sciuridae
Product: interferon-induced transmembrane protein 1-like
Exons: 2
Coding region: 138-515 (125 amino acids)
Biological process (GO): type I interferon-mediated signaling pathway; host-mediated suppression of symbiont invasion; negative regulation of viral genome replication
Cellular component (GO): plasma membrane
Source: RefSeq, a predicted model, not a curated record